This is a messenger RNA of Danaus chrysippus (African queen), 471 nucleotides long. The record is from the annotation of a GenBank genome assembly. Lineage: Eukaryota; Metazoa; Arthropoda; Insecta; Lepidoptera; Nymphalidae.
AUGGAUAACUUCGACCUAGACGAUCUGCUGGACCUAACGGACUCGGAGUCAUCUUCCUCAUCGAACCCCGGUAUAUUCGAAACUAACCAACCAUUCGUACUCGAGCUUCACGAAUUAAAAAAAGACGAGCCCGCAAUGGACCAAGUUCCACCAGAUACAAAGACAAAGAAGAAAAAGAAGAAGAGAAAUCUACCGGUCAAUGAAAAUAAAACUGCUACAUCCUCCACAAGUAGUGUAUCAGAAUCAGUUCCAUCAGCAGCUGAUGUUGCGAUGAAAGAAGAAUUCUAUGACGCGAACGAAAGUUAUCACUUGCUAUCAGCCGAGGUGAGUCAAGUUAAUCCUGCUGCGAGUGCUGCUCUAGCGCAGGCACACUCAGAACACGGACAGGACAAGACAGAUGACAGCGAGAGACGAUUAUCAGCUAAUAAACAAUCAUCCAUUAUCAAUAAACCCGUCGUACCUCCAAAAUGA